Messenger RNA from Glossina fuscipes, 1172 nucleotides. Its product is annotated as mannose-P-dolichol utilization defect 1 protein homolog. The record is from RefSeq and is a predicted model, not a curated record. Gene Ontology annotation, biological process: oligosaccharide biosynthetic process. NCBI's taxonomy places the organism in Eukaryota, Metazoa, Arthropoda, Insecta, Diptera, Glossinidae. The transcript is spliced from 2 exons. The coding region runs from base 254 to 1072 and encodes 272 amino acids.
UUCUUUUAGCAAAGCUUACUGUGUUCGCUUCUGCUGAUAAAUAAUUAAGUUGUCAAGUUAUUUUAUGUUUAAUUGAUUGAUAAAAAAAUCAAAAAUUUAUUAAUAUUUUGGUUAUAAAAAAUUACGUGUACGUUUCACGCACAAAAAUACGAAAAAAAAAAUAGAAUAAAGGCAAAAAAUUUCUAAAAUCACACUGGUGCAAUCAAGCCAUCGCAUAUAUUAAAGGAAAAAACUGUUCCGCUUGGUGUUCAAAAUGGUAAAACUAGAAGAAAAUUUGAGGCUAGGAAAGCAAAGUAUGGAAGAAAAACUAAAGCAGAUAUUACUAUUUUUCAUACCUGAACAAUGUCAUGACACUUAUCUGUUAGAACACCGUUUCACUGAUGUACCUUGCUUUAAAGCACUAGUAAGUAAGCUACUAGGCUUUGCAAUCAUUGCCGGUUCUUUGCUGGUUAAAGUACCGCAAAUUAUGAAAAUAUAUAAAAGCAAAAGUGCCGAGGGCGUUAGUUUUAUUGCCGUUUUAUUGGAUUUGAUUGCCAUUACGUCUCAUAUGGCCUAUAGCUACGUUAACGGUUAUCCGUUCAGUUCUUGGGGCGACACCAGUUUCUUGGCUUUCCAAACACUUGUCAUAGCAGAAUUAAUCCUAUAUUACCAGUGCUAUCCAAUAUUAUCUUACGUAUUCUCAAUGGCUUAUGGAGGUUUUGCUUACACAUUAUGUUCUGGCAAAACGCCUUUGCAUGUAUUGACAACAAUGCAGAGCCUUAACAUACCAAUUUUGCUCGCCGGUAAACUUUCACAGGCAUACACUAUUUAUCAAAAUCGUUGCGUUGGGCAACUGUCUGCUGUGACUGUAUUCAUGUUACUUGGCGGCUCUUUGGCACGUAUAUUUACCUCGAUUGAGGAAACAGGCGACUCAAUAAUGAUCAUUACAUUCUGUUCUUCAACUUUUGCUAAUGCUUUAAUAGCUUUCCAGGUUAUCUGUUUCUGGAAUAAAAAGAGUGCUCAUAACUCAGAACAAGCAUAUACGAGCGCACGCCCUGUUGCAGCAGUAAAAGAUGGAAGAAAGUGCGAUUGAAGAUAAAAAAAAAUCUUUGCAGAAAUUCAUACGUACCCACGCAAACAUUGACCCUUACUUAAAAAAAUUUGUAGAAAUACCCCUUUGUUAGACAAAUUUA